AUGGUAUUCAUACUGAUCAUUUUUGGUUAUCUUAUUCCAAUGCUAGUCAUCCUGGGCGUGACAAUUAUUACAUGCUGGUACAUUCGUGAAGAGAUUCGCAAUUUAUACCCAAUGCUUGUGCCUUUCCCGGUUGCGAAGAAAGCUUGUGAAGCUUAUUUGGCUAAAAUGGACAAAAAGCUUAUUCAAGAGCUGGUGAAGAAACAAGAAGAGGAAUUGGCCAAAGGUGGUGAAACUAGCAAAUACCUCUCGGCAUCAUUACCACCUCCCGGCCCUCCUGUUACUGCCACUCUUUGA
Gongylonema pulchrum is the source of this 294-nucleotide messenger RNA. The record is from the annotation of a GenBank genome assembly. Lineage: Eukaryota; Metazoa; Nematoda; Chromadorea; Rhabditida; Gongylonematidae.